Prionailurus viverrinus (fishing cat) is the source of this 3500-nucleotide messenger RNA. It is a transcript of the gene GMIP, whose product is annotated as GEM interacting protein. NCBI's taxonomy places the organism in Eukaryota, Metazoa, Chordata, Mammalia, Carnivora, Felidae. The coding region runs from base 120 to 3074 and encodes 984 amino acids. The transcript is spliced from 22 exons. Gene Ontology annotation, molecular function: GTPase activator activity. Gene Ontology annotation, biological process: negative regulation of GTPase activity; activation of GTPase activity; signal transduction. The record is from RefSeq and is a predicted model, not a curated record. Gene Ontology annotation, cellular component: plasma membrane.
CGGGGCUACGCAGAACCCGGGCGGCGGCGGCGGCCGGGGCAGGAAAUAGGGGCUGAGCCCCGCCAGCGCGAGAUCCCAUCCCAGACCGGGUCCCCGCCGAGCAAUCCUCUGGUCUUGUCAUGGACGCAGCAGAGCCGGGGCUACCCCCAGCUCCAGAGAGCAGGAAGAGGUACAGUGACAUCUUCCGGAGCCUGGACAACCUCGAGAUCUCACUGGGGAACGUGACCCUUGAGAUGCUGCCUGGAGACCCCGUGCUUUCAGGAGACCCAGAGUCUGACAAGACCCCCACAGCCACUGAGACCAGUGAAACCAGCCUUUGGAGUGGCCUCUCCCUGGAGGGUCCGGCACCCCUUACAGGGGAAGAAUUGGACCUGCGGCUCAUUCGGACCAAGGGGGGUGUGGAUGCAGCUCUGGAGUAUGCCAAGACCUGGAGCCGCUAUGCCAAGGAGCUGCUGGCCUGGACCGAGAAGAGAGCCAGCCUUGAGCUAGAGUUUACCAAAAGCAUCAUGAAGAUCGCCGAGGCUGGCAAGGUGGCAAUCCACCAGCAGAGCCAUAUGCCACUGCAGUACAUCUACACCCUGUUUCUGGAACAUGACCUCAGCCUGGGAGCCCUGGCCAUGGAAACAGUGGCCCAGCAGAAAAGAAAUUUCUCCCAGCCCCUGGCAGCCAAACGAACUGAGAUCGAGAAGUGGCGGAAGGAGUUUAAGGAGCAGUGGCUGAAAGAGCAGAAGCGGAUGAACGAGGCGGUGCAGGCACUGCGGAGGGCCCAGCAACAGUACCUGCAGCGCAGCGAGGACCUGUGGGUUCGCUCCCAGGCGUCCCCUGAGGACCCGGUACCCCAGGCCUCGCCAGGACCCAGCAAACAGCAGGAGCGGCGGCGGCGAUCACGAGAGGAGGCUCAGGCCAAGGCGCAGGAGGCCUUGGCGCUGUACCAGGCCUGUGUCCGUGAGGCCAACGCACGGCAGCAGGACCUGGAGGCCGCCAAGCAGCGGAUCGUGUCGCAUGUGCGCAAGCUGGUGCUGCAGGGGGAUGAAGUGCUGAGGCGGGUGACCCUGGGACUGUUAGGGCUUCGAGGGGCGCAAGCAGAGCGUGGUCCCCGUGCCUUCUCUGCCCUGGCUGAGUGCUGUGAGCCCUUUGAGCCUGGCCAGCGCUACCAGGAGUACGUGAGGGCGCUGCGGCCCGAGGCCCCACCACCCCCGCCGCCUGCCUUCUCCUUCCAGGAGUUCGUGCCCACUGCACACAGCUCCCCUCUGGACACAAGAAAGAAGCUCUCUGGCCCCCUACCCCCACGGCUGGAUGAGAGCGCGGCUGAGGCAGGCCCUUGGGAUGAUGUAGGCACAGGCUGCCAGGGGACUCCAGGCCCCACUCCAAGCAGCGACGUGGACAGCGUGGGUGGUAGCAGUGAGUCUCGGUCCCUGGACUCUCCCACUUCCAGCCCAGGCCCUGGCACAAGGCGGUUGGUGAAGGUGUCAUCCACAGGCACCGAGUCCUCAGAUGACUUUGAGGAGCGAGACCCUGACCUGGGAGAUGGGCUGGAGAACGGCUCAGGAAGCCCCUUCAGGAAGUGGACACUAUCUGGCGCAGCCCAGACCCACCGACUGCGGCGGCUACGGGGCCCAGCCAAGUGCCGCGAGUGUGAAGCCUUCAUGGUCAGCGGGAUUGAGUGUGAGGAGUGCUUUCUGACCUGCCACAAGCGGUGCCUGGAGACUCUACUGAUCCUCUGUGGACAUAAGCGACUCCCUGCCCGGACUGCCCUCUUUGGAGUCGACUUCCUGCAGCUGCCCAGGGACUUCCCGGAGGAGGUGCCCUUUGUGAUCACCAGGUGCACGGCCGAGAUAGAACAGCGUGCCCUGGGUGUGCAGGGCAUUUAUCGGAUCAGCGGGUCCCGGGUGCGCGUGGAGAGGCUAUGCCAGGCUUUCGAGAAUGGCCGAGGGUUGGUGGACAUGUCAGGAAACUCCCCUCACGAUGUCUCGAGUGUCCUCAAGCGAUUCCUCCAGGAGCUCACUGACCCCGUGGUCCCCUUCCACCUCUACGACACCUUCAUCUCUCUGGCUAAGACCCUGCAUGCAGACCCUGGGCACGACCCUGGGACCCCCAGCCCCAGCCCUGAGGUUAUCUGCUCGCUGAAGACCCUCUUGGUGCAGCUGCCUGACUCUAACUACAGCACCCUGCGGCACCUGGUGGCCCAUCUGUUCAGGGUGGCUGCACAGUUUGAGGAAAACAAGAUGUCUGCCAACAACCUGGGCAUUGUGUUUGGGCCAACGCUGCUGCGGCCACCAGACGGUCCAGGGGCAGCUGGUGCUGGCCCUGUCACCUGCCUACUAGACUCUGGGCACCAGGCUCAGCUCAUUGAGUUCCUCAUUGUUAACUACGAGCAAAUCUUUGGGAUGGACGACCUCCCCGUGGCCACUGAGCCUCCACCCCAAGACCCCAGUCCAGCUCCUGGGGCUCUCACAAUCAACCCCCAGCCACCACCCUCAUACCCUGCCUCAGAUCCCCUGCCCUCAGUCCUAACCUCGGACCCCAACCCAGACCCUGAUCCCCACAGUACCUUGGAGAAGCAUCCUGAAGCUACGCCUCCUGAGAACAUGGACCUCCCCCCGACAAGCAGCCCGGAACUGGCGAAGGAGCAGUCAAUUCCAGUUCCACAGAGUGACGACAGAGAAGUGGCUGAUGACACCAAAGAGGAAGGAGAGGAAGUGUCCAGCCAAGGUCCAGAGGACUCACUCCUGGGAACACAAUCCCGUGGUCACUUCAGCCGCCAGCCAGUGAAAUAUCCCCGGGGCGGCGUUCGGCCAGUCACCCACCAGCUGUCCAGCUUGGCCCUGGUGGCUUCCAAAUUGUGCGAGGAGACCCUUGUGACAUCAGUGCCCCGAGGAAGCUUGCGGAGGAGGGGACCUGGCCCUACCGCCUCCUCCCCUGAGGGCAGCCCUCUGCGCCGCACCCCGCUGCCCAAGCAUUUUGAGAUCACCCAAGAGACGGCCCGGCUACUCUCCAAGCUACACAGCGAGGCUGUGCCCAACGCCACCUGCUGCCCAGACUCCCAACCUGAGGAAGUCGAGGACCAUCUCUGACCAUCCCAGCAUUCUGACCAAGGGGGAAAGGACUCAGAAGGUGUUUGUUCAGCUGGGGUGUCUGGAGAGUUCCUGUAAGGAAAGACUACAUGGCCUCAGGUACUAAAACCCUUUUGGAGGCAAUAUAUCAGGAUCCCUCAACUGGACACCGGUCACUGCCAAGCAUCAGGGCCACUCAGGUUCAGAGAGGUUAGUCAGGGUCAAUGCUCAGGGUCAAUAUAGGUCAUGGGAUUCUUGACAUCCACUCUAGUCUCUGACCCCUAGGACAGGGGUGCCUUUUGCUACUUUGGUUGUGGCCACUCCCCUACCUCUGCCUGUCUUCUUAGCUGACCUCAGGUGACCAGCACUUGGGAGUGGGCAGCCCAAACUCAACAUCCAGGUGGUACCUGGGGUGUGAUGGCCUCAGAAUAAACUGUGUCCUUUAUA